Molecule: messenger RNA, 1213 nt
Organism: Batrachochytrium dendrobatidis JAM81
Lineage: Eukaryota; Fungi; Chytridiomycota; Chytridiomycetes; Rhizophydiales
Exons: 2
Coding region: 1-1059 (352 amino acids)
Source: RefSeq, a predicted model, not a curated record
AUGCUAAACGGAUCCUCAUCCAAUAUGCGCAUAGACGCAGACAGGAUCAUUGACUCUCCAGUUGCAAUGGUAGCCCUUAUUUCAACCGGCAUUGCUCUUUUGGCAGGUGUUUUUGGCACGGGGCUGUUUUUAUACCGAGGAACAGAGAACAAGUUCACCUGGGCUAUCCUAUCGCUGGUCAUCAUCAACUUCAUGAGUGUACAGCUGCAAGCAUCAGAGAUAGCAUAUGUCUAUCUACCAUCCAGCCUAGGAACGCUGAUUUGGCGCAAUGUCAUUUACCAACUGUGCGUACUAUCUUUAAAUCUACUACAGCUGGAGAUUUUUGCAGUAUUCAAUGCUGGUCUGAUGCAUGUCAGCAUAUUUAGACCAGACAAUAUGAAGUGGGUUCGACUGGCGGCUAUUAUUGUGCAUUUACUGUACGCGUUGCCCAUCUACUUGCAAGGAUGGGUUAUUCCCAUGAGUGACAAUCGAGAGAUAAAGUGGACAGUCUAUGGAGCCGCACUAUAUACUCUUCUUGUAGGCAUCUGGGGUGUAUUUCAAAACUGUUACAUCUUGGCAAAAUUACAGGCUCAUUUCGCUGUGCUCAACAAGUCAAUCGGACUAGAUGACUUUCAUACUUCCAACGCAGUUUCGCCAUGCAAAAGCAACACUGAUUCAAACAACACUCUUGUUUUUUUGGAAGCUGGCCAUGAGUCUGAUUCAAUCUCAUCGCCUGUUAUACUGCCUCGUCGCGACUCCCGCCAAUGCCUAACCAACGAAAAUUCACAUGUCAAUAAGAGAGUUCAAAAUGGCUCUCGUGUUAUACAGCUCCUCAUUUUUAUCAUGUUUGCCCUAGAUAUCACCUGUACAGUUACAUUUAUUAUCUCUUCCAUCACUAAAAUCAGUCAGGACUCAAUUGCUCACUAUGCACACAUGCAAAUCAGUGUGUCCAUCAUAGGCAUUCAUUUGUUUUUGGAAACUUUUCUAUUUACUCAAAUUGUUGAUCAGUUCAGAAAAAAAUUGUCCGCUACCAACUCAUCCUUAUGCGGUACCAACGCAUCAAGCUGUAGUCAUGUGUAAUUUUUGAAAGUUGAUUUUAUUUUGAUGUUGAUACUCAUGUCUAUUACUUUUCAUUUUGAAAAUCCUACCUUGAUACAAUGUAUGUUCAAAAACUAUAAUUGUUUUUUGAUAUACACAAUUUAAUAAAUAAAUAAAUACGGUAUGUAUUGUUUUU